Molecule: messenger RNA, 2003 nt
Organism: Patiria miniata (bat star)
Lineage: Eukaryota; Metazoa; Echinodermata; Asteroidea; Valvatida; Asterinidae
Exons: 4
Coding region: 1-1227 (408 amino acids)
Source: RefSeq, a predicted model, not a curated record
AUGGAAUAUUCAGACUAUGGUCCCCAGUGUACCGUGCCCCAGAUGUUUGUUUGCGGCUACAAAGACGCCGUGGUGUGCACGAACGAGCUGGGGAUAUGUGUUAACAAGACACAUGGCAAUCGAUCUGAAUCUCUCUGUGUCUGUAUGACUGGUUAUGGGACGGGUGACUGGUUACCUGGUCUCCACAGCAACUGCAAUUCUUCUAACCUCGACAAUUCUUCCAACCUGGACAUUGCCUCUCUGACAGUCGCAUGCAGCCUCUCUGUCAUUCUGAUCAUCCUUGUCCUGGUCAUAAGCUGCUGCGUCUGGAAAAGAGGUCUGCCUUGUGGACGAUCUAAGACGAGAUCAUCAUCACCAGAAUCCCGCGAAUUGGGCUCAAAAGGAACUGACCCCGAGGCACAAGCCAACGCACCCGAGCAGCUGGUACCCGAAGACCUUGAGUACUCGUACGCCUACGGGCACGUGUCACGGGCACCAGUGAACGACCCUAAGUUAGAAGAGGGGCCAGACUUGGACGAGCUGCAGGAGGAUCACUACUACUCGCGGCUUAAAACCGACAGCAAUAAGAAAGGUACAGUCGGCAAGGAGAAUGGGAAAUUGGGCACCCGUCCGCAAACUGGGCACCUGAGUAGUGAUGAGGAGACAAAGAAAGAGGUCAAAGUUCUAGCCGGGGAAGAGACACACAACCAGAGCUCUGGGUAUGAAGUUGCUCGGGUUAAGCGUCCCGGGGACGUCACACCGGAACCGUCCAACCAGGGCUCUCCGGGGGCAGAGGCUCGCCCCGUCGCCCGAGAUUCCGGGUACGAGAUUGCAACAGUGAAACCGGCCGAGGACGACAAGCGUCUUAGCUACUUCACACUUGAGCCACCCGCGGAGAAUCGAGAGUCUGGAUACGAAGUUGCUCGUGUUAAGGGUUCAGGGGACAUCACACAUGAACUGCCCAAUCAGGGUUCUCCGGGGGCAGAGGCUCGCCCCGUCGCCCGAGAUUCCGGGUACGAGAUUGCAACAGUGAAACCGGCCGAGGACAACAAGCGUCAUAGCUACUUCACACUUGAGCCACCCGCGGAGAAUCGACCGCCUGUAGAUGACUCCGGUUACGAGAAAGUCACCGAGUUGAACGAACCAGAAGUUGGGGGCGCCCAUGAUAUUGUGUCGUCGCCGGAUUAUGAUCAUCUCCAGCGACCUGGCCCCGAUUUGUCGACAGAGGGCGCGAACUCCAAAAUGUAGUUUACAAAAUACAGAUUGCAGAACGAAGUUUGGCUAUCCUUUCACUUGUCAUAUAGUAAUAGACAAGCGUAUUAGAAGUACACCUACGCCUAUACAAUUCUUUCUUAGCAACUUAAAUGUCUUCCAAUUUGUAUUUUCAAAUAAGUAGAAACGUUUGGAAAGGUAUUUAAUUGAUCGAAAUAAUUAUUAUUGAAGGCUGAUGACAUCCCAGGUAUGGGCUUAAUUUCUACAAAUUUUCAAUAUGAAAACAUUGGCAUCAGUUUCAUUUCUGGGAUUGGGCUUUUUUUGCACUGUGUCAAAUGCAAUCCGGACGUGUUUCAAAUUUAGUGAUCUUAUAGCUAACAAUAAUGAGUAUAUGUCAUAGGGGAAUUCGCGGUAUGCCAACUGCUUUAAGUGUUUGAUUGAGUGCAAAUUUAAACCAAUUGUUCUUCCCGCCAACCGGUUCCAAGUCGGUCUGCAACUUCAACAAUAAACUGAGCAAUUUUCAUAUUCAAGAGUUUAACUUUAAAGUACGUAUAUACAUAUUAUUUUUGAAAGAAUUUUACUCAGACUUUGAACUAUGAAUAUAUAUUUGAGUGUAAUAAUUAUAAGGUAAUAACCAGCGAUUACGAUGCUAUUACUGUAAAACAAGUGCCAUUUUCGGUUGUAGGUUUUUACAUGUAUAUAUUUACCCAGGUUGAUAAACGUUUUAACUGAAAUAAUAAUAACAUCUUCGAACACAACGAAAACAAAUUAGGCAACUAGGGCAAAGCAUAGCUGUGCAAUUAUGGACAUAU